Messenger RNA from Siniperca chuatsi (mandarin fish), 6012 nucleotides. Its product is annotated as ankyrin repeat and SOCS box protein 13-like. The transcript is spliced from 6 exons. The record is from RefSeq and is a predicted model, not a curated record. The coding region runs from base 89 to 931 and encodes 280 amino acids. Gene Ontology annotation, molecular function: protein binding. Gene Ontology annotation, biological process: intracellular signal transduction; protein ubiquitination; positive regulation of protein catabolic process. Lineage: Eukaryota; Metazoa; Chordata; Actinopteri; Centrarchiformes; Sinipercidae.
CGUAAACAUUACCGGGACGCGGCUGUUUACAAACACCCCGUGUCUCUCUGCCUUAACGUUGUUAAUUCUGCGCGGAGAAAAAGACAGGAUGGAAGUUGGAAGUGCUCGGCCAUAUUUCUUUGGAGACAUCGGCUGCUGGUCAGAGAGAACAGAGGUGCACAAGGCAGCAUCGCUCGGCCAGGCCUCCCAGCUGCACCACCUCAUCCAAAGCGGAGCUUCAGUCAAUGUCGUGGCGGUGGACUCCAUCACACCACUGCACGAGGCCUGCCUCCGUGGACAGGCCCAGUGUGUCCGGCUGUUGCUGGACGCUGGAGCCCAGGUGGAUGCGAGGAACGUAGAUGGGAGCACCCCGCUGUGUGAUGCCUGUUCGGCUGGUAGUUUGGAGUGUGUGAGGCUCUUGCUGGAGCAUGGUGCCAAGGCCAACCCUACCCUGACCUCCCGCACGGCCUCGCCCCUCCACGAGGCCUGCAUGGGAGGAAACGCAGACUGUGUGAAGCUCCUGAUUACCAUGGGUGCUUGUCUGGAGGCGUACGACCUUUACUACGGGACCCCGCUGCAUGUGGCUUGUGCUAACGAACGCACAGACUGUGUUAAAGUGCUGCUCAAUGCAGGUGCUAAAGUGAAUGCUGCCCGGCUACAUGAGACUCCGCUGCACCAUGCUGCUCAAAACAUGCGAGUUGAGAUGAUAGAGAUACUGGUGGAGUUUGGGGCCAACAUCUACGCCAGAGAUCAGCACGACAGGAAACCUGUUGAUUACACCACGCCAGGCUCUCCCUCUGCAUCAUGCCUACAGUUUUAUGAGACCACUCCUAUGAGUCUGCAGCAGCUCAGCAGGUUGGCAGUGAGGAAAAAGCUGGGCACCAGAGCUCUGAAGGUCAUAGGUCAGCUGAACAUACCAAAACUCAUCAUCAGCUACCUCUGCUAUCAGUGAGUGUUGCCUGGAGGAGGAGUUGGAUCAGUGCUCAAAGAAAGACUGAAGACUCACAGAGCUGCUGCACAAGUCUGAGAAAACACAGCAAAGGUGCCACUUCAGUAGAUAUAAUAACAGUAGACACACAGUUUGGUGACAAGCACAAUGUUCUCACAUGCACUUUAUGCAUUUCAAAAGGGCACUUUCCACCUCAAGACUUGCAAGUAAAGACAGAGAGGAGCUCCUCUAUUGGAGUUGUUUAGGUGCUGCAUUUGCCCGAAUGAAAUUCAUUCAUUGUGUUUACACUCAAGCAAACAAUAUCAAGCAAUAUCAUGUAAGCAAUUAGGAGAGUAAGCAAUUUUCAUUACCAGAACUGGAAUACCUGUCAGUGUGCGGAAUGAUAUGCCUUGUGCCAGGAUCAGACUAUAGCAUCAUAUCAGUUUAAUAAUGCAGUGGUUCCCAAAGUGUGCACUGCGGCACCCAGGUAUUCCUUGAGGACGAGCCAAGGGUGCUGCAGCAUUUGUUAAUUUCCCUUUUAUAUUGAGCAGUUUUAAUAACGUUUCACCGCAUGAAAAAGAAAGAGGCAACAUUAUAUUUAGCAAUUAACAUCAGAAUCACUGUUUUUAAAACCCUGUUAAAUAUGCAGUCCUGCGGCAGCUAAUGACAUGACGACUCACUGUUGCUGGUUGUCAUAGUAAUGAGUUUUUCAAUUGUGCAGCUGUUAGAAAUAGCGACUCAUCACAGCAAGUGAUGGAAAAAUGUGUCACUGUAAAUAAAGCUCAAAAAUGCUGAUAGCCUAGUCCUCAACACAUUCUGAGACGGCCGAAAGAACUAAAUUCAGACUGUACAGUGAAAGCUAUUUGGCUUACAGCUUUACGGACAGGUGGUAGCUGCCUGUGUGGGAUGCCAUGACAAAAACUUUCCUGUGAGGGGGUGUCGUGCUUGAAAAAAGUUUGGGAACCACUGCUAUAAUGGGCUGACCAGACAGACUUGGGGCAUCAGGGAACAAAAAUGAGCUUGGGACACGUCAUUCGCUCGUUUCAUUCCUUGUAGUGUGUCAAAGUGGAGGACAACUGACACGGCAUCUAGGAUGCCUCACAAUGUUCUGAAAAUUCGAAUUUUUCUCUUGCUCAGUUUGACAGCUUCUGUGACGUUGGCCCAUAGGCGCACUGAGCACUCCUCUGCACACAUCUGUAAACAUGACGGAGCAAAAGAAGGAUGAUGUUGUUGGUGAAGUCGGCCCUUGGCAUGUCCUUCCUGAUCAAGUCGUGAAAGACAGUGAGCUAUCAUUGGUGGGGUCCCAUGUGUAGUCCGCCAUGUUUCUUGGCCAAGCCACGGCAAGAAUGUAUGGUUUUUGAUCGCCUAAUCUGACACAGUGACCAUUUUGAGAGGCACAAAUAUCAGCGUAGACUGGUCCCAGCAUUAGUUUGACUUUGCACAAGAAAGAUCACGACUGAGCCAAAUGCAAAGUGGUGUUUUAUACACAAACGAGCAGGGCCAGUAAUGAUGGGAAACAUUUUUGGGGCAACAGUAAAUGUCUUUGAUGUUACCAUUCGCACCCUGUCUACACUUGCUGUGAUUAUUGGCUAUUAGCAAAGUCGGGACACCAAACCUUAAGAACUAUUCUUAAUCUUUUUAUUGAUAUGAAUUGUUUUAUAGUAUGAAUGUAGACAUACUGGUUGGAUUUAGACAUGUAACCUGCUGACAGGAAAUGAGAACCCUAAAAUAGAAAUCAAAACUCCUCAACAGCAGCUUCUUCUAGAAAAAGCUGCGCUCGCCACUACUUCUUUGGUUUCCUUCACUAUAGCAAAGGGGCCAGUGCUGACCCCCUCUUGGGUUGGUAAACAUGAGCACGCUGUGUGAAGAUAAUUUUUAGUUAGGGUUAGUUGUUGCCAAUGGAGGCACCAGUAUGUAAUCUUAACUAUAAAUUGCAGCUAUAAAAGUCUUAAAUAGCUUUUAAUGUUGGCCAUUUAAAUAAACAGAAGCAUAACUUGCACUGCAAGAGAAGAGUGUGCUUGUAAUAUAAGAGAUCAUUUUAGAUGGGUAUUUAUUUGAACUAGAGAACAAGUGUCAGAGCUCAGGUAGAGGAAGAAGACAAAUGGCAUAGAUUUUUGGCAACGGAGGCAACAUCAGAAGUGUUUUUGUUUGUGAACUAAAGGUUGCUGGGUUGAAUCCUGGAUAUGCCGGGAAAAUGCCUGCAAGUCACUAAACUCGCAGGUGUACUGUAAAUGCUGAGGAACAGUUCAAAUUUGAAAUGAGACAUUGCGUGUGUGCUCAGGCAACAUUCCCUGGAUAACUAAAGGCUUUUUGAAGUAUCAUCCAGGGGACUACCAAGCAGCGUUGCUCUCACAGCAGCGCUCAGAGUGACACUCUCCAGAUGCUGCUUCACUUCAUCUCAGAUUCCUGUGUUUCACACUCCGCGCCUGGCGACAGCCUUUGUUUGAUACAGACACUGAAGUUUCAAGGAAGCAGGGAUCCUGGCUGCCUAUUUAUAGCUUUGUGUCUGUAGCUCCACUAAAUAGAGAGCACCCAGAGAGCUCAGUGACGUCUUAGUACUUUUAGAUAGGUGCAGAAAGUUGUUAAACAAAGUGCUUUAGUUUGCUUUAUUGGCUCUCUAAGUUGCCCUGACCUAUUUUGGAAGUUUCAGAACUUUUAUUUAUCCGUGCAGGCUGAAUCAGGCCAAACACCCGCUUUAUGACUUUUUUGUUUUUAACUGAACAUAAUUUGCUCCUUGACACCAGAACACUGGAAGAUAAGUUAAAGACAUGGGGUUAGCACAUUACAAGAUGAAUUUGUUUGUGGGUAAACAUGCUUGUUCAAAGGUCAUGUACAUGUUAGUCCACGUGUGAUCUCAUCAGCACGUGAUUGUUUGCACAAAUUACAUUUUGUUGGCAGGUAUAGACACCUCUACCUAAAAGAAGUGAAAUGUUUGAACUUAAAAGGACAAUACCUGUGUUUUUGCCAAUACAUCUCAAUCCAAGGGUAGUCAAGCCCAGGAGAAACCAAAGCACACCACUGUUUAUCUAACUUUAUAUUAAUGUAGUCCUUAUCCGAGUCUGAUGACGCCAUUGCAUAAAAACAUUAGGCAAGGUACAGUGCUCUAUAACUACAGAACCUUCAUUUACACUUUGUUUUUACAUGUUUUAGCCCUUGAACUACAUAGAUAGACAAUUACAUUUUUCAAAGCAUACCAUAUGUUUCUUGGAUUUACAUUUCUUAGAUUCAUUAAUGUGUUUUUCCUAGUUCUGCUCACAUUUAUUGCAGCGUGCAGUGUUAAUCGACUUGCAGUCUUAAAACUUGUUUGAGGAUAUUUCUUCUUCAGUAUUUUAGAUUUUGUGAAAGUUACAUUUUGUGAAAUUCUUAUUAUCAUUAGAACCCCACCCUAUCUAUCUAUCUAUCUAUCUAUCUAUCUAUCUAUCUAUCUAUCUAUCUAUCUAUCUAUCUAUCUAUCUAUCUAUCUAUCUAUCUAUCUAUCUAUCUAUCUAUCUAUCUGUCUAUCUAUCUGUCUGUCUGUCUGUCUGUCUGUCUGUCUGUCUGUCUGUCUCUCUACCUACCUACCCACCCACACACACACACACACACACACACACACAGACUCAAAGUAGCAGGCUCUGUCUUUCCUCUCAUAAGCCUGAAGCUUGCAGGUGUGUUUACCGAGCAUGUAAUUUAUAUGCUUAGCUCUGAUAGGACCGUAAUUUUCUCCUGUUGCUUCUAUGUUGAUGCACAACAAAGCAGUUCAUUUCCAGAGCGUAUGUAUAAACACUUUCUAAUGUGGUCAGACAACACAUCUUAUGAACUAGUUCUGCUCUGUUUGUAAUUAUUUUUGGCAUUUUUUUGCCUUUAUUGGAUAGUCAGCAGUAUAGAAAUAACUGGAAAUGAGAGGAGAGAGAGAUAGAGAAUGACAUGCAACAAAGAUCCCCGGCUGGCCGCAAACCAGAAAGGUUGUGGAUUUUCAUAGCGAAUUAAAAUCAGUGGAAAAUAUUUUCCCAACAAAUCUUAUGGUGUGUUUUCAAGAUAUUUGGAGUAAUGUACAGUGUACAGUAUGUCAUGUAGUAAAUGGGGUAAAACAUGCAAAAACACUGGUAUAGUCCUUUAGUUCUAGCCCUUAAUCAGAAUUACAAACCGCAAACUCACAGUGUACAAAUAAUGUAUCCACAAAAAGCAGAACACCGUCCACGUGCAGUUUAUCAUCACCCUUCGGAUUUUCUGGGUGUUUAAGUUCACAAUUUUCAAAGCUUUUGCUUCUGCUUCUACACUUACCUUGUGCAUCUUUAAUGAGCAAGAGGCCAUCUGUCAGCUCUCAUGGAGGUCUGCACCUGUUUGUUUUACUGUUUGUCUGACAGAUCUUUACAAAGCAUUCAAAAGCAAUAUUUCAUGCUUUCAGACCCCCAUCCAAAUCUCUCAAUUCACUCCCCUUAUUUGGCUCUCUCCCUAAACGUGCCCGGGCUGCACGAUGCUGGCCUGAAUAUGGAACUUGUCUGCUGCACUCCAUAAAUGUGCCAAGCUGUUGCAGUUUAUUAAAUCAAAAUAUAAAUUCCUAGAAACUAAUCUUCCAUCAUUACAAGAUAUUUUGACAUUUUUUAAUGUUACAAAUAUGCAGUCUGGUUUAUUAUAAUCUUAGCCUGUAAAUAGUCUUGAAGCAUAGAUCUCUCCUUCGCAUGGAGCGUUCCCUUUAAGACUUGUUAAAAUAUCUGACCCUGGUACAGAUGGGGUUUCUGUUUAUGGCUUAAAAUAACCACUUAAAAACAUGCUUGGUUUCAAAGCACUUUAAGUCUGCUGAAGGAACUGGAAAAAGCAGGAGAGGAGGGCAGGCAUGCAGGGAAUGUCCAGUUAUCUAAGAUGAGAAAUUUGUUUUGAAACUUUCUUCCUGGUUCAUCACAGUAAACAGCACUGGCAGUUCUCUCGGUUUAAGUGUUGUCUUUUAAAGUGAAUACGUUCAGGUUUAAUCUGCUCCAAUGUUCAAAACACUGAUUUAUCUGUUUGAGGUGCUGAUGAGUCAUCUCACAAAAAUGUGUCAUAAAUAUUUAUCUUAUUAAACUGUACAGAAGUGUUGCUCUGAAUAUGAUGAAUAUGUUGAUUUAUUGAAUAAAUUGUACUGUUGA